AUAUAAUAGAAUUAUGUACGUAAAUGAAAAUGAUGAUCUUUGGUUCGAUAUAGAUGAUAGUCAUCCUUUGAAUUAAGAAUAAUGGUGUUAUUCUAUUGUAUUUAAUAAUGAAGGAAACAUAAUGGUAAGUUGUUCAGGGAAAUUUCUUAAAAUUUGGAAAUUUUAAGGAGGAAACCUAAGCUAUGAUAAAAAGAGAUUUAUCUUGAAAGCUCAUCAAUAAGAUAUAAACACAUUAUGCUAUAGUAAAUAGACGAAUAUGUUUGUGUCUGGAGGAGAUGAUUAAACCAUAAAGAUUUGGAGUUUGGGAGCAAAUAAUUAAUUUUCACAAUAAUAAGCACUUUAGACAUAAUCUUGGAUAUUAUCUUCAUUAUUGAAAAAAGAUGACUCUUAAUUAUUUAUUGGAUGUUGGGAUGGUCGAUUAUUAAUUUUCUAAAAAAAUGGAAAUAGUUAUUCAGAAUUCUAAAAUAUUAAUUCUCACAAAGCCUAAAUAUAUAGCAUAAGUUUGAAUAAUUCUUAGAAUACAAUUCUAACAUAAGGUUGGGAUAAGAAAUUAGUUAUAUUUUCUUCAUAAGGAGGAAAUUGGAAGGAAGAGAAAAGUAUUCAACUUGAAAAGAAUGGAUUUAGAGCUAGUUUUAUUGAUAAUGAUCAAUUUAUAUAUUAACCAUUAGAAUCAGCAAGUACAGAACUAUAUUAAGUUUCAUACAAUAAGAAUAUAGAAAAGAAAAAUGUAAAUUUGGAUUUACCAGUCUGUCAGGAUGACAAGGCUUUUUUUGUUAAUUAAUAUAAUGAAUAAAAAGGAUUAUUUUCUAUUAAAAUAAAUAAUAUGGUUUUCGUAAUGAAGAAAGGAAAUGGAGACUAAUAUUAAAAAUUGAAUACUAUAAAUUUUCAAGAUAAUUAAAUAUUUGGAACAUUGAGUCCAAAUUUUGAUUAUUUAGUUGCAUGGAGUAAAAGUGCAAAGUCAUAUAAAAUAGAAAAAAUAUGA
Molecule: messenger RNA, 982 nt
Organism: Paramecium sonneborni
Lineage: Eukaryota; Ciliophora; Oligohymenophorea; Peniculida; Parameciidae
Source: the annotation of a GenBank genome assembly